AUCAUCAUAUUCAAUCAUUUGUUGUGGGCAACCCUUUAUUUGAUGUAUUCAAAAUAUUUUUUUCCAGAAAAAAUGUCCAGAAUGAUGAAAGAUAUGAGACCGGCUUUAGAUUAUAGCGAGGAGGCGAGGAAACUUUGGAGCAAAUUAGGUAUAAACCCUGAGGAGAUUGACCCCAGUGGAUACAAACCUCUAGACAUCAUUUUCAAAUCAGAAAAGGGUGGAAGUAUUUAUGUUGGAGGAGAGAGAGCAGUCCGAGAUAUGGAUCUUCUCAUGCAAUACGGAAUCUGUGCUAUUGUAAACUGCACAACAGACAUCAGAAAUUACCAUGAGAAAGUUCUUGUUUAUCAUAAUUUUGAUAUUGCAUCUUGGAGAUUUCAUUUGUCAAGCAAACAGGAUAAUGUACUGCAGUUGAUAUCUCCUGUACUGCAGUUUAUAAACAAACAAAUAAAUAUGGGAGGGAAUGUAUUGGUACACUGUUUAGCUGGCGCACAUAGAGCCGGUACAACGGGAAUAAUCUGUUUAAUGCACUUUGCUGGUUUAAAGUCGGAAAAGGCAAUAACUACCGCAAAAUCUUUGAGGAACGUGAUAGAACCAAUUGGAGAUUUUAAACAGUUACUCACAAGAUGUGAUGAUUUGGAGAGAGACGAUACGGGGAAAUUCUAUUUGUACUGAGAAAACAAAAUACUAAAAUGUAUUUUUAAAUCAAAUAUCUCCUGUAAAAAAAUAAAAUAUUACAACAGUUUUAAAA
This is a messenger RNA of Eurytemora carolleeae, 748 nucleotides long. RefSeq names its product dual specificity protein phosphatase 1. Gene Ontology annotation, molecular function: MAP kinase tyrosine/serine/threonine phosphatase activity; JUN kinase phosphatase activity; protein tyrosine/threonine phosphatase activity. NCBI's taxonomy places the organism in Eukaryota, Metazoa, Arthropoda, Copepoda, Calanoida, Temoridae. Gene Ontology annotation, cellular component: cytoplasm. The transcript is spliced from 10 exons. The record is from RefSeq and is a predicted model, not a curated record. Bases 43 to 672 code for a protein of 209 amino acids. Gene Ontology annotation, biological process: protein dephosphorylation; negative regulation of MAPK cascade; regulation of MAP kinase activity.